GAUCUCUACAGGACAUAUAUCAUGUGACGGGUCCCCUAUCAGAGCUGCAGAUAGCCUACGUCUGCAGAGAGACCAUACAGGGUCUGGGAUAUCUACACUCCAAGGGAAAAAUGCACCGUGAUAUCAAGGGUGCAAAUAUCCUCCUAACAGACAACGGGCAUGUGAAACUAGCUGAUUUUGGAGUAGCAGCCAAAAUAACAGCCACCAUUGCCAAAAGGAAGUCCUUCAUCGGGACUCCUUACUGGAUGGCCCCGGAGGUAGCAGCAGUAGAGAAGAACGGAGGUUACAACCAGCUGUGUGACAUCUGGGCCGUGGGCAUCACCUCCAUAGAACUGGCCGAGCUGCAGCCUCCUAUGUUUGACCUGCACCCAAUGAGGGCUCUGUUUCUCAUGUCAAAGAGCAGCUUUCAGCCUCCCAAGCUAAAACACAAAACUAAGUGGACCACAUCCUUCCAUAACUUUGUUAAAGUCUCGCUGACCAAGAACCCGAAGAAGAGACCGACAGCUGAGAAGCUCUUAAUGCAUUUGUUUGUAGGUCAGACGGGGCUGACCAGGAGAGUAGCUCUGGAGCUGCUGGACAAGAUGAACAACCCAGACAACCACCAACACUUCUCUGAGGUGGACGACGAUGACCUGGAGCCUCUUUCAGCAGUGAGACACAUCAUUCGUUCAACCAACAAACACUCCAGAGCAGAGAGAACUCGCUCAGAGAUCAACUUUGAUAAAGUGAAGUUUGAACCUCCGCUGAGGAAGGAAACAGAGGCUCACAUUGAAAUGGACGUGACUAAACACAGCGACUUCCCCUCUCCCUGGAGCCCUUUCGCAGAGGGAGGCAUCUCUACCAGGGGACACAUGGCCCAUCUGGAGGACGCCUUUGAAGACGUGGAGCUGUCGACCCUCAAGCACGGAAUCCCACCUCCUCUACCUCCAAAGGUAAAGCCCAAUGUACCUCUACUUUGAGGUAUAGCCUAAUUCACUGCACAUGCUUGGGUUUUCUGCAUCAG
Messenger RNA from Oncorhynchus tshawytscha (Chinook salmon), 1003 nucleotides. RefSeq names its product mitogen-activated protein kinase kinase kinase kinase 5-like. The coding region runs from base 111 to 959 and encodes 282 amino acids. The transcript is spliced from 14 exons. NCBI's taxonomy places the organism in Eukaryota, Metazoa, Chordata, Actinopteri, Salmoniformes, Salmonidae. Gene Ontology annotation, molecular function: MAP kinase kinase kinase kinase activity; ATP binding. Gene Ontology annotation, biological process: protein phosphorylation. The record is from RefSeq and is a predicted model, not a curated record.